Molecule: messenger RNA, 8098 nt
Organism: Polistes dominula (European paper wasp)
Lineage: Eukaryota; Metazoa; Arthropoda; Insecta; Hymenoptera; Vespidae
Product: rho guanine nucleotide exchange factor 17
Biological process (GO): actin cytoskeleton organization
Molecular function (GO): protein binding; guanyl-nucleotide exchange factor activity
Source: RefSeq, a predicted model, not a curated record
CCAAGUAGACUAUGUGGGGACCCAUCCCUUUGGGUCUCCAGCGCGGUCUCUCUUCGGAGACGGUCAAAGUUUUCCUCAGCGCCGGUACGUCCGCGUCUCUCGUCUCGUUUCGACACGUCUCGAUUCGAUUCGAUUUGAUUCGAUUUAGUUCGGUUGCAUAGUAGCGCGCCAUGGUCUCUCGUAUCCAAUCGGGAGACCAGCACGAGUACCAGCAACACAAGCAACAGCACCAGCACCAGCACCAGCACCAGUACACCAGUACCAGCAUCAGCAGCAGCAGCAGCAACAGAAACAGCAACAGGCUCAUCGUACCCAGCUGGAACUGAACGUACGAAAUCGUUCGAGUUUUCUUUUCGUCACAAGAGCAAAAAGAAAUCGUCGUUCGUACAUCGUCGCGUCUUUCUCGUUAUCGUUCCCUCCUCUAUCUUCUUCUCCUCUUCAUCUUCAUCUUCUUCUUUCUUGACCUCCCUCCUUCUCCUCCUCGUCGAGUCGUUCUUGUGCCAAGAUACCACGCACCUACUCGAACCUUUAUCUCUUUCUUUGCUAAAACAGCACGCUUCUCUUCCCCUUUCUUCUCUUCCUUCUCCUCCACCUUCUCUUCCUCCAUCGUUCUCUUCCUCAUCCUCCUACACUUCGUAGCCGGUCGAGAUAGUCGUUCGAAAGAAGCCAAGAGAAUCCCUCGAGAAAAGGACGACGUCCUUUCGUCCCUCCCUACGAACGGAAUAAGAUAUCCAGUUAAAAAGAGAGACAGAGAGAAAGAGAGAAAGAAAGAAUGAGACGGUGAGUUUUGGAGCAGCAUCAUGACCGAUCGAGGGUAAGGGGGAUCGAGUGGUCCAAGGUCGAUAAAAGGAUCCAGACGCCGACUUUACUUCGUUUCAAAGACCUCCCCGAGUAGUUUUGCUUGGUGGGUGGAUUGUGCUUUGAACAAGUCACUAUUUCUGUGACUGGACGACAUACACCUAAAACGUGGAAUCGUGUUAUGAAUUAAUGCGAAAUACGACCGGUUAUUAAUUGCGUGAAAUGAUUUCUAGUGAAACUGUUAUUAUAUUUGUUGUAAUCAUGUGAAAAGAAAUACUUGUUUGAUAUUUCAAUCGUUUCAAUCGAAUUGAAUUUGGAUCCAACGAAGAAGAGAUCGCAUUACCAAACGAAGUACUAAGAAAAAUAUACAAAGAAAAAGAUUGUCAGGGAGAGAGGGAUAAAGCUUAUCUUUGAUAGAUCAUACGAAUCAAUUUAUAUUAUUUAUUAUCGUAUCUCGAACCGUCAAAAUCAUUCGGCAUACGCGUGCGUAUCUUGUUCACGAAUCAUUUCAAUCGAUUGAAAAAUAAUACAUAUAAAUAAGGAUAAGCUUUAUUAAAUUGAAAAAAAAAAAUAUUUGAUUAAAGAACAAAUAUCUAUAAGGGAAGAAACAAGAGAAAUUUCGCAUGGAAAUUAACGUCGUGGGAGUACGUCUCGUUUCUCGGACGAAUCGCGCCGAAAUUUGUCGCGAAAAAAGGUGAGGGAAGGAUGAAGAAUGCCCCGCGUCGGAGGAGACGGGGGUGGCGGGAACGAGAAGACAGGAGGAGCUGGUGGAUUUGGAGGAUGGUUGGGAGGUGCUGCGAGAGCUGUGACCGGAGGAGGCGUCGCUGGUGGAUACGUCGUAUUGGGUGGCACCAGAUAUGGUCUCAGACUAUCACAGGAAAAUCUACCACCCGCGAGUUCGAGGGAGGAAUCGGCGGAGAGAAGAAGGAAGAGAAAUUCGCGAGAAAGCGAAUCGAGAGAACGAUUGACGGACAAAUUGGCGGAGAAGUCGUCGUCGAUAGAUCUUGCCUCGAGUAUAGUCGAAUGUUGUUGCAUCGGUCCACGUUCUCGACUACCUUUGCCGAGGAUCCCAACUACGACGAUGACAACGACGACGACGGCGACGGCGACGGCGACGGCGAUGACGGCGACGGCGACGGUUGGCAGCAUUGGAGGAAUCGGAGGUGGAGGUGGAGGUGGAAAUGGAGGAGGAAGAGAAAUGGUUAGCGGAAUUUUGCCGGUUCCUCCGCCUCCUCCUCCUCCUCCUCCUCCUCCUCUACCACCUUUAGCAGCAACGGUAGUAGUAACAGUGGCACAAGUACAGCCAUCGUCUUCGUCAUGUUCGUCUCUUCCUCCCACGUUUUCAUCGAAGAGUCGUGCUACCACCACUGCUGGCAUGGAACAGCCGGUGGAUGCGAAGCUGGCGGCUGUUCGGCCAACGCCAAACUCUAAUAAUAACCGCGGGAUGCUGCAAAGCUCGACGGUGGGGAACGAGCAGCAUCACCGCCACCACCAACAGCAGCACCAGCAGCAGCAGCAUCAGCAGCAUCAGCAUCAGCACAAUCAACACCACCAGCCACAAUCAUCCGCGAUCCCAUCGCCGUCGCAGCCGGUAUCUUCCGUCUCUUCUUCUUCUUCUUCUUCUUCUUCUUCCUCCUCGACGUCAUCGUCGUUGUUGCACCCAUCGUUUGACUCCUCCUCUUCGCCGAGCCUGCAAACGCAACACUCGGUUUCCGUGCCGCGUCAGCUCGCCCAGUGGACGAAGCAUCAGACCCUCAAGCUCCAGGAACCAGCGGUGAUAGCGGUGGACCGAUUGCAUAGGUUCCGCUGGAGCGGGGGUGGAGGAGGAAGCGGAAAAAAAUCCUCUUCCGCCCCCCGCAGCGAGAAGGCCGAGCGUCUUCGAGAACUUACGGAGAAACUCAAGGGUCCAGCACCUGUCCCACCUCCUAGACGACCUUCUCGUACUCAAACAUCCUCUCCACCACCGGGAGGAUGUCAACAACCUUUGCAAUCUCAUCAUCAACAGUCGGUCCAAGGUUGUGGAAGAUGCGAUAAUCGUGGGAUCUAUAGGAAUAAUGAAGCCGGUCUUCAUCAGAAUCAACAACAACAACAACAACAAUAUUAUCAACAAAAUCAUCCAAGGAGUAUCGUUAGAAGCGAAAGCGUUGGAGAGGAACGUCUCACUGGUAUCACAGACUCGAUGGUUACCGGUAACGAGAGUUGUAGAAAACAACAGCUCGCUCAUGAAACUUCGAGAAAAACCUCGAAGUCGGGCAAGGUGACAGAGAGUAAUAGCAGUGUUGACGUUGGUGACAUUAAAAAUGACGCAAGCGUGGUCGGCGUAUCAAUCGAGGACGCGUCGACAGUAAAACAACAACAUUUGAGACAAUACAGUGAUUCAGUGGUAGAUAGUGCAACGAGAGUGGACAAUCUGUGCGAUACCUUGAACGUGUCUUCCAUUGCUUCUACUGGUGGUGGUAACAACAAUAACAACAACAACAACAACAGCAGCAGCAACAACAAUAACGAGGCCGAGGCCAGGGACGCGGUCAGCAGAUUGGAGUCACGGGGACCGUUGUCUUUGACUCUUCAAAGAACCGGUACUCCACUCAGGAGUGCGUCCUUCGGUCAGGUGGACUUCAAUCAAGCUAAUCGUCAAAAGACACAACCAGUUGCGGCGAGUGCUCGCACGGAAAACAAAGAUGUCCGUGCCAGUACUUUGCCUCGUAGACGAGGAGACGCUAUACCAGGUGUCUCGACGUCUCAAAACAGUCCGAAUCGUCAAAGUCCAAGGACAUCUACGCCGAGCGUUGAUAGUGCCGUUGGUUCGGCCGAAGGGCUUGGUGUACCUCAGCAAGGAAACAUCGAAGAAAUCCGACCAAGGAGCGAUGGUUCCGAUAGUUUGGCAACUUCUAGUGCACUUACCAGUCCGGAACCACCGGUACCAGAAGUCAACGAGCAACAACCGAGAUUGGAACUUCAAGCCGAUGUUUCACCGACCGAGGUGAUACCUUCCGAACCGAUCUAUCAAGUCGUUGAUAGCACGCCGUUGGAUGAGAUCGUUCAAAAAGAGAACAGAAUAGAACCGCACGAGGUAAUCGUGACUCCACCGUUGGAGGAACCAAGACUCAGCCAAGCUAGCGAGGGUAGUGAGGCACCUAGUGAAACACCUUCAGAAGCAUCCUCUCCACCUGGUAAAACCAGACGUUAUCGCGGUGAUACUAGCAAAAGAAGAAAGGGGGUGUACAUUACGCAAUGGCCGGAACCUUUGGACGCGGAUAGAAACAAGCUUACUGCUCAGAGUAGCGAGGAAAGAGAUGAGCCACCUGCUACACCCAGCGAUUUGUCAGAUUGCGAAGGCCACGCACCAAGAAGGUACAGCAAGAGACCACUUCGUGGCCCUUACGGUCAAAUGCUCGAAGCUGAAAUGGCGAAACCUCGUGCAACAGAUAUCUCUCUAGAAGAAGGUCUCCGACCUAGACGAAAAGUAUCCGCUAAUCUCUCGUAUAAUACCGGCACUAAUAGUAAUUCCGAACCGCCUACACCUUCUCAUCACAGGACUACCUCUAGCCCGAGCAAAUUAGAGGGAUUACCUGGACCAAGUCCUGAAUUACUCGCUGAACUUUUAAGAGGAUCUUCGGAGAGAGUUGCUCGUGCGCCUACUCAUCGAAAUGACACGAGAACUCAUGUAGUCGUAGAACUUUAUGAUACCGAACGUUCCUACGUGGAGGCUUUGCAAAUACUAGUCAAUAAAUAUCUGCAGCCUUUGAAGAGUCCAGAGAAUGCCGGCUUGGUGGACGCUGUUACGGUGGAUGAGAUAUUUUAUCAGAUACCAGCGAUUCUUAGCCAUCACGAAAUAUUUCUCGAAGAGUUACGAAAACGUUUGGACACUUGGGAAAUAAGGCAAACGAUAGGUGACGUUUUCUUAGAAGUAUUUACAAAGCCAGUAGUACUCGAGACGUACACACUUUUCUUGGACAAUUGGAAAUCCGCGAGAAAGGCGAUUAAAACAACGUGUCAAGCGAAACCAGCUUUCGCACGAUUUCUCGAGACGAUGGAACGUGAACACAAAGGAAAGCUUGGUUUGGAUCAAUUGUUGAUUAAACCUGUACAAAAGAUACCGCGUUAUGAGCUUUUAAUUCAAAGACUUCUCAAGCAUACCGAUUCGGCCCAUCCAGAUUACAAAUAUCUUCAGGCAGCACAAAAGGAAGUUCAUGAAUUGGUCGUAAAGAUCAAUUGCACGGAGAGAGAAUCUCUCGAAUGGGAACAACAGCAAAGUACAUUGAGAGAGGUUCAAGCCCUUGUCGAAGGUCUAGCGGGCAUCGUUACUAACGACAGAGCGUUCGUCCGUCACGAUUUGGUUACCAUUGCAUCGAACCAGGGCACAAGAAAGGAACGAGCACUAUUUUUGUUUUCCGAUCUAUUGGUUAUUACUAGUAUCAAAAGACGAAGUGGUACAAUAAGGAAACCAUCGACGAGUUCUUGCCCGAACAGUUUGGUCAGUCUAUUGGAAGCUAACAAAUACAAAAUGUUAAUGAGAAUACCAUUGGACGAUCUCGAGGUGAUGAAAGCCAAGGACGAGAAUCUCAGACGAAUGGCACGCGAGGUGGAUCAUCUACGUGAGGAUUGCGCCACAUUGAGCCAAUUGCAAGAACUCGUUGCUACGUUACACGGGAAUAAAACACAACUCGAGGAUCUGAUCAAGGAUAUGUUGUGUCAAGCGCAAAGGCAACUAGCCGAAAGAAACGCCGCACAUUCUCAGCUAGCUUGUCUAGAAUUAACUCUGAACACGCAAUCUGGUAUCGAAAAUAUCUCCGUUGUCUUCACAAAGCCCGACAAAAGAGCAAGCUGGGAAGAAAGUUUCAACGAAGCCAAACAAAAGUUGGCAUUGUCAGCCGAUCGAAGACUUUGUCCAGAAUUCGUCGGUCCUUUACCUAUUAGAAAAACACGUGCAGGAUUACAAUUUACUUGUGCUGCACCCACGUUAUCGAAUGGACAAGAAUCUCGUGACGUAUGGGUUUGUAACAGCGAUGGAUACGUUGGUCAAGUUUGCGUGCUAAGUUUGAGUCCUGAACCACCACAAGUUACAUCUUGUAAUGGCGUUUGUAACGCUAGAAUACUUUGCGUUGCUGGUAUACCUGCUUGUACUCCUGGUUCACAUUCAUCCGCAACGAAUAGCAACACGUUUGUUAAUAGUAAAAGUGGCAUCAGUAUUUCCGUGCAAGACGUUGAUUCCGGUAGCGGUAAUAUUCAGUUAGACAGCAGCUCGAGCUCCGACGAGUCGGACUCGGACGACAUUCCAAGUGUGGAUACUUGUAGCGUGACCUUGAGUGGUGACGUUUCUAAUAUCGAUAACGCAACUGUCAUUGAGGAAGAUGCCAAUCAGCCUACCAUGUGGUUAGGGACGGAAGAUGGUUGCAUUCACGUUUAUAAUUGUAACGACAAUAUUAGAAUAAAAAAGAACAAGGUGAAGAUUCAACAUGGUAGCAGCGUGCACUGUAUCAUAUACUUGGACAAUAAAGUAUUCGUGUCACUUGCCAAUGGCGAUAUAGCUGUAUACACGCGAGAUCAUACAGGAGGUUGGAAUACUUCAGAUCCAACGAUAGUGUCUGUUGGUACCGCGGCAUCUCCAGUAACGAAGAUGCUUCCGGUGUCUGGGAAACUUUGGUGCGGUUGUCAUAAUUCCGUAAAAGUUCUCAACACGCGUACCUUAGACAUCGAGCAUAAUUUUGCGGUAAGCAGUGACACAAGUCGAGCUGUCACUUGUAUGGCAAACUCUGGUGGUUUUGGCGUAUGGAUUUCUUUGCACAACAGUGCUGUACUUCGAUUAUUCCACGCUGGUAGUUACGAAUGUUUGACGGAUAUAAAUAUUGCUCCGGCCGUUACAAAGAUGCUUGCUACAGGUUGCGAUGACAUAAUAAGACAGCACAAAGCAGCGUGUCUUAGAGUGACCGCAUUAUUGGCUUGCAACGAGUUGUUAUGGAUCGGUACAAGUGCUGGUGUAUUAUUAACCGUACCAAUACCUCACAUCAAACCAUCCACGCAAAGAAUAUCUCAACCUCCUAUAGUAACUGGAAUACCUCACGGACACACGGGACACGUGCGGUUUCUAACAUACGUAGAAACCAGUGCAACAUCGAAACCAGAACCACGACCAAAGGUGAAUCGAUACUCAUUGAAAUCGAAGAAAGUCCAUCAGAAUAACAUCAAUCGCGGUAAGCUAUUGGUGAUAUCCGGUGGCGACGGGUACGAGGAUUUCAGAGGACCCCAAGCAUCAGCUGAAUUACAGGCUGGUCGGGAGGAUUCAACGAAUCAUCUACUAUUGUGGAAGGUGUGAUGUAAUUCUACACGGCCCAAGCGGAGGGUCGGGGUUCACGAAAGCCGGCACGACACGCCGUGGGAAUCGUUGUUGUCGAACGUGCAGCCGACGACAUGCGAACAUGGUCAUCGUGCUGUACCAUACUUGGUCAAUACGGACGGAUCGACUCGACGAUAUUUCAGGGAACGUGGCAAAGUUCUCUGGUUGCUCCUGGCGGAGUGGAUCAGAUCAAGAAUAAGAAAGUUCCGUUAUCUGCAAACCGAAGUUGAAUUCGUGUUACAGGAUGGUGGUCGAAAUCUUGCUUGAGGCAUGUCUUUUGUUUUCUAUUUUGUUUUGUUUAUUCCUCGAUCAAAUGAGACACACAAAUUUGUUAUAAGUUUGAACGAGGAUAAUGGUCUGUUGUACAGUGAUUGCGAUUUCUAAUGAAAUAGAAUAAUAUUGAGAAAAGAAAAACGGGCGAGAGGGGGAGAUAUUUACCGAAAGUACAUUUUCGGUAUGAAUUGUAUGACGAUAUAUAAAAAUGAAUGAAUCUGUUGUUUAUUAAAUUAUUAGACCUAUAAGUUUAGUUCAGAUUUCGCGCUAAACUUUUCAUGACUUUUAACGAAGAAAUGAUCAAUCGUCGUUAAAAAAAAAAAAAACAAAAAAAAAAACAAGUGUGUUGUUGAUAACACUAUUUGUCCUGAGGGAGAGAAGAAGUUAUCGUUAAACGUGUUAUUGUGGACUAUGCUAGUCUUUUAUGAAUUCGAUCAAGAAAAUUCUUCCAUUAUCAUCGCUCGCAGUUUGAAAAUCAAUAUAGUAAGAGAAAGAAAGAACAACAACAAAUAUUCAAGAUGUGUCCACAAUAUAUCUUUUGUCGUAACGGAUUAACGAUGAUAAUUUAAAUGUGCGGUACCUGAAAGGGCUUCGAGAAAAAAAAAGAAACGAGCUUAUAACGCGUUUUAAAUGGCCUAAAUUAAAAAAAAAAAUAAUAAUACGAUGGUGUUGUUAAAAAAAAAAAAAAAA